Messenger RNA from Gadus macrocephalus (Pacific cod), 3558 nucleotides. It is a transcript of the gene rbm25b, whose product is annotated as RNA binding motif protein 25b. Lineage: Eukaryota; Metazoa; Chordata; Actinopteri; Gadiformes; Gadidae. Gene Ontology annotation, molecular function: mRNA binding. The record is from RefSeq and is a predicted model, not a curated record. The transcript has 17 exons. Gene Ontology annotation, biological process: mRNA processing; regulation of alternative mRNA splicing, via spliceosome. Gene Ontology annotation, cellular component: spliceosomal complex. The coding region runs from base 207 to 2765 and encodes 852 amino acids.
UGUGCCCAGUUUCAGAGGGCAGAGCCGACAUACAAAACAAGCGCACCGCAAUUCCGGGUCUCACUUGCGUCUAUGUUUUUGAAGGCCCCCAAGACCUACCUGCUAAAACAAAUUGUGGAGUAAGCGAUUCAGGAGCCAUAACCAGCUGGUAGCUGUUUUCAAUUGACGUGCCACCUGAUUUAGGGUCGGCCAAGUUAGCACACAAGAUGUCAUUCCCUCAUCUAAACCGACCGCUGUUGCCACCUCCAGGGAUGCCUCCCCAAUAUGCUGGCUUCCCUUCAGCCCCAAUGAUCCCUGUUCACAUGGGCUUAAUGACUCCGGCCCGUGCUGUCCUGAUGCCUACAUCAGUAGCGGUGGUCAGUAAACCAGCAGCCCUUAAGAAGGAUGUCGUUUCUAUCCGAGCCAAAGAGGCAGAAGAGGGCAGUGGGCCCACAACCACAGUAUUUGUAGGGAAUAUUUCGGAGAAAGCCUCGGAUAUGCUCAUCAGACAACUGCUGGCGAAAUGUGGAAUCGUCUUAAGCUGGAAAAGAGUUCAAGGAGCCUCUGGGAAGCUACAAGCGUUCGGGUUCUGCGAGUACAAGGAGCCCGAGUCGACGCUGCGUUCACUGCGUCUGCUCCACGACCUGCAGAUCGGAGACAAGAACCUGCUGGUGAAGGUGGACGCCAAGACCAAAGCCCAGCUGGACGAGUGGAAGGCCAAGAGAAAGGCGUCCAAUGGGACAGGGAAGCCUGAGGGCACAGAAGAGGAGAAGGACGAAGACAUGGAUGAGGAGACGAAGAAGAAGGACCAGAUUGUGAAGGGCGCCAUCGACGCGUUGAUCCAGGAGAACGCCAGCGAGCUCAACGCUCCUUCGACGGACGACGAGUCCAACCGACGCAAGCGAAAGAGGGAGAAAAAAGAAGAGGAGGACCUCAAUGCCAUCGACAUGGAGGAUGACAAGAGGGACCUAAUUUCCCGCGAGAUUAGUAAAUUCCGUGACACCCACAAGAAACUGGAGGAGGAGAAGGACAAGCGCGAGAAAGAGCGCCAGGAGUUUGAGCAGGACCGCCGGGAGCGGGACCGGCAGCGGCGGGAGCGCGAGGAGCAGCAGCGCGAACGGGAGAGGGAGAGGGAGAGGGGGGACCGGGACAAAGGCGACCGGGAUAACAAGGUGGACCGGGUGGACCGGGUGGACCGGGUGGACCGGGACAGAGAGCGGGUGGACCGGGAGAGGGAGCGCGUGGAGCGGGAGCGGGAGAGAGCCGAGCGGGAGAGGGAACGUCGCACCAAGGAGAAGGACUGGGAGAUGGAGCGCGGGGGCGACCGCAGCCGGUCCAGGGACAGGAGUCGCGGCCGUGACAACGACAAGAAGCGGGACCCGGAGGAAGAGGAGGGUCUCCAUGAGCGCAGGAAGCUGGAGAGGCGUCUCAGGGAGAAGGAGGCAGCCUACCAGGAGCGCCUGAAGAACUGGGAGCUCCGGGAGAGGAAGAAGACCCGGGACCACAGCAAGGGCGUGGAGAGGGAGGAGGAGAGGCGCCGCGAAAUGUUGAAGGAGGGCAAGCGGCUGAGGGAGUUCCUUGAAGACUAUGACGACGAGCGCGACGAUCCCAAAUUCUACAGGGGCAGUGCGCUGCAGAAGCGGCUGCGAGAGCGAGAGAAGGAGAUGGAGGCAGACGAGCGUGACAGGAAGAGGGAGAAGGAGGAGCUGGCAGAAGUCAGACAGCGGCUCUUGGACCAAGGACACCCGGACCCUGACGCAGAGCUACGCAGGAUGGAGGAGGAGGAGGAGCAGCGGUUGCAGCUGCAGCAGCCCCCCGUCAUCCAGCAGCUGGAGCAGGAGCGGGAGCUCCGCCGCAAGGCCUCCUCGCGGGACCGCGGGGCCCGGCAGAAGGACAAGGGCCGGCAGCGGCAGGAGGAGGCCGGCGGUCCGCACGGCGCCCAGUCGGAGGAGGGCGAGGUGGUGGAGGAGGGCGAGGAGGACGACGACGACGACGCUGCUGCCGCCGCCGCCGCCGGCCAGGACCACGGCCGCGGCCACCCCGAGCCCCGGGCCGAGCCCAAGGCCCCCGCCAUGCGGCCCGUGGUGAGCGCGCCGGCGGUGGCCACGCCCCCUAGUGCCAACGCCUCGCCCGGCUCGCCGGAGGACGCCUCGCCUUGCGGCAUCAUCAUCCCCCACGAGAACUCUCCCCCCGACAACCUCCCGCAGGAGGAGCAGCGGCCCCGCAUCGUGGGCCUCAAACUGGGCCUCAAGCUGGGCGGCGGAGGCAGCCCCGGCCAGCCGCACGUGGGCAAGCGCAAGCGUCUGCCGGUGGACAGCGUGUUCAACAAGUUCAACGAGGAGGAGGCGGACGAGCGCAUCCCCAAGAGGAAGCUGGUGCCGCUGGACUACGAUGACGAUAAGAGCCUGGGCGCCGACGCACUCGCCGGCAAGGCGGACGACGGCAGCGAGGAGAAGCGCAAGCACAUCAAGAGCCUGAUCGAGAAGAUCCCCACGGCCAAGCCCGAGCUGUUCAGCUACCCGCUGGACUGGACCAUGGUGGACGCGACCCUGAUGGAGCGCCGGGUACGCCCCUGGAUCAACAAGAAGAUCAUCGAGUACAUCGGAGAGGAGGAGCCCACACUGGUGGAGUUCGUCUGCUCUAAGGUGAUGGCUCACGGCACGGCGCAGGGUAUCUUGGAUGAUGUUGCCAUGGUUCUUGAUGAGGAAGCUGAAGUCUUCAUAGUGAAGAUGUGGCGGUUGCUCAUCUACGAAACCGAGUCCAAGAAGAUCGGGCUGGUAAAAUAGACGACGACGACGACGACGACGAUGAGGACGCAAACACCGAGAACAUGCUGACCUUUUUUAAGAUAGAUUUAUAUGUAUAUACCUAGUGAUUCUUCUUUUUCUUGGUCGAGACUUAAUCCUUGAACACUUUGUUCAUAAAGUCUGUAGUAUUCUGUCCCGGUUUGUGGAGCACUCACUGCAGGUUGUUCUGCGUGUGUGUGCUGCUAUUUUACAGCAAAAGUACAAGCAAAUAAGAACCAGUCCAACCAACGGUUUUUGUUUCACCUGGAACGGCCCGGAAUUUUCAACUUUGCAUUGGUAUUCAUGCAAACGACAAGUCAUAGGGGAGGGGUGUGGCUUCUGUUAAACAGCAGGGAUCCUCUUAAGCCAGUGGAUCAAAUCUCAAGACAGGUUUCAUUUACUUUUAUAAUUGUUCCCAAUGAUGUCUUUUUACCAAGCGCAAGCGCAUCGACUUGUUACUUGAAAACCUCUGAAGGAAUCUCUUGUGCAGGACAAAAGAAUGUGCGUAAGGUUAAGAUUUUGGUUCACUGUUGGUGUGGCUUGGUUCGGAAGACACAAGUGUCAUGCAAUUGUUUUGUAUAACUGUCUCAUGUAUUUGUCAGGACAUCACAAAAGGUGACUAGUUGUGUAAAUGUUUUCUGAGCCAGUCUGGCAGAAUUCAAUGGUUGGCUGUAUUCCUGCUGCUCAAAAAAUCACACAACCACUAUGGGAUAACAUGGCUUCUUCCAUUCAGAAAUGCCCUUUGUUUUUUGUAUCAGUGGGCUUUUGUUUCAAAUAAAUUUGAUUUUUUUUU